Messenger RNA from Chanos chanos (milkfish), 1488 nucleotides. RefSeq names its product zic family member 5 (odd-paired homolog, Drosophila) (gene zic5). The transcript has 2 exons. NCBI's taxonomy places the organism in Eukaryota, Metazoa, Chordata, Actinopteri, Gonorynchiformes, Chanidae. The coding region runs from base 1 to 1488 and encodes 495 amino acids. The record is from RefSeq and is a predicted model, not a curated record. Gene Ontology annotation, cellular component: nucleus. Gene Ontology annotation, biological process: regulation of transcription by RNA polymerase II. Gene Ontology annotation, molecular function: DNA-binding transcription factor activity, RNA polymerase II-specific; RNA polymerase II cis-regulatory region sequence-specific DNA binding.
AUGGAGCCCCCUUUGAGCAAGAGGAAUUCGGCGAUAAGAUUAGCGGAUUUGGCAGCGACUCAACCCCUUCCUCAUCAGAAUAUGACAGGCUUCCCGGGGAUAGGGGGGCAUCACCCUCACUCCCACCAUGCCCACCUCCACCCUGGGGAGAUGGGCAACGACCCUGGAGUGGCUCUCACUCCAUUUGGACCCGAGCACAUGGCACAGACAAAUGCUCUAAAACUUAGUCCAUCUCAGCACAUUCAAAGCCAUCCUGAAGCCCAGACCGCGGCAUCUUUCACUUCUUCUCAGACCACAGUUGGUUUCCCCGUCGCUCACCCCCACUCAGGCUACACAAGCAGCAGGGACUUCAUCCUCAGGAGAGAGCUCUCAGCCUCUGCUAUGCAUGCACUUGGCGACCAGCAUAGUUCCGCCUCCUCCCCUCAUCACCAUGGCAUGUUCAUUUCCCCAACAGGUGCUUAUGGGCACUCGGAAGGUGGUGCCCAUCCACUUUUCACUGGACUGCACGACCAAACGGCCCCAGGUGCCCACCACCAUGCUCUCAACGGACAGAUGCGCUUGGGUCUUCCGGGGGACAUCUAUGGAAGGCCAGAUCACUUCGGCCACAGGCCCGAGCACUAUGGACCAUCUUCUCUCCACAGCUACAACUCCAUGAACUUAAAUGUGAAUAUCGCUUCAGCUCCUCAUGGAGCCACGGGGGCGUUUUUGAGAUACAUGAGGCAGCCCAUCAAGCAAGAGUUAAUCUGCAAAUGGAUUGAUCAGGAGCAAACGUCAAAGAAGCCCUGCUCCAAAACUUACAGUACCAUGCAUGAACUGGUGAACCAUGUCACGGUGGAGCACGUCGGGGGACCCGAACAGAGCAAUCACGUCUGUUUCUGGGAGGAAUGUCCGCGCGAGGGAAAGGCUUUUAAAGCAAAGUACAAACUGAUAAAUCACAUCCGAGUUCACACAGGAGAAAAACCAUUCCCUUGUCCUUUCCCUGGCUGUGGAAAAGUGUUCGCUCGUUCGGAAAACCUUAAGAUUCACAAGAGGACACACACAGGAGAGAAACCUUUCAAAUGCGAGUUUGACGGCUGUGACAGGAAAUUUGCUAACAGUAGUGACAGAAAGAAGCACUCCCACGUCCACACCAGUGACAAGCCUUACUACUGCAAAGUGCGGGGCUGUGACAAGUCCUACACCCACCCCAGUUCCUUGCGGAAACACAUGAAAGUCCACUGCAAGUCACCCCCGCCCCCUUCUGUCAACACCGGCUCCUCAUACCAUUCCACAUCCACGACCCUCGGUGACCCCCUUUCGCCGACCUCAGAAGCCAACAGAAGCCGCUCGACGAACCUUUCGCCUCAGGUUACCAACCUCAAUGAAUGGUACGUGUGCCAAGGGAGUGCUGGACCUAACAAUAUUCACACUCCUUCCAGCGAUGUGCCAACGUCGGAAUCUGACGACGAGGACUCAUUCAGAAACUCAGAUCCAAGGACAAUGCUUUAG